AUGGUUCCCGCACCCAUUGCUCAGCGAGGCUCGCUCGGCCGAUUCGAGUCCAUCGACGAGACGCCGCACAUCGGCACCCGCUUCCCGAACCCAAACACCCAGCUCUCCGCGUUCCUCACCGCGCCGGACGGGGACGAGCUCAUCAAGGACCUCGCCACGCUCGUCGCGCACCGCGGCGUCGUCUUCUUCUCCAACCAGGACAUCACCCUCGAGCAGCAGAAGCAGCUCGCGACGCGCCUCGGCGAGCUCGGUGGCAAGCCGAAGGGCAGCACCCUGCACAAGCACCCGAUCUCUGAAGAGACCAGCGAGCUGGGUGCGGAUACGAGUGUGAUCACGUCCAGGGGCGGCAUCGCGAGGGCCGGAUACGUGAAUGGAUCCCGAGCAAGCAAAGGAUGGCACACAGAUAUCACCUUCGAGCCCGUACCAUCGGACUAUGCUAUCCUCAAGCUGCACACAUUGCCCAGAGUCGGCGGUGAUACUCUGUGGGCUAGUGGAUACGAAGCCUACGAUCGCCUUUCUCCCGUUAUGCGCAGGUUCCUGGAAGGCCUCACGGCUGUACACGAUGCUCCCUUCUUCCGCGAGAUGGCACGUGCGGAAGGCAAAAAGAUGCAGGAUCAUCGCGGUCACGCUGAAAACACCGGGGAGGCUCUUGUCGCCAUUCACCCCGUUAUCCGCACCCAUCCCAUCACAGGGUUCAAGACGCUCUUCGUGAACCGAGGAUUCACGAAGCGCAUCGUUGAGCUUACGGAAGACGAGUCUGACGCGCUGCUGGAUUACCUCUUCCGGCACGUCUCCGAAAACCACGACUUCCAGGUGCGAUUCCGCUGGUCCACCAACGAUGUCGCCAUUUGGGACAACCGAUGCACAUUCCACACCGCUACGAACGACUACGGAGACGAACUGCGCGUCGGAAACCGCGUCGUCAGCAUCGGCGAAAGACCGUACUUUGACCCGGCGUCUAAGUCUCGACGUGAAGUCCUGGGUAACGCGAUCUAG
Molecule: messenger RNA, 996 nt
Organism: Punctularia strigosozonata HHB-11173 SS5
Lineage: Eukaryota; Fungi; Basidiomycota; Agaricomycetes; Corticiales; Punctulariaceae
Product: taurine catabolism dioxygenase
Exons: 9
Coding region: 1-996 (331 amino acids)
Cellular component (GO): cytoplasm
Molecular function (GO): 2-oxoglutarate-dependent dioxygenase activity
Source: RefSeq, a predicted model, not a curated record